CAUGGCGUGCGGCUGUGGCGCGCUGUCGAGCUUUUUGUUCGAGUACGACACGCCGCGCAUCGUGCUUAUCCGUAGCCGUAAAGUGGGGCUUAUGAACCGCGUCGUGCAGCUGCUCAUUCUGGCCUACGUCAUCGGAUGGGUGUUUGUGUGGGAGAAGGGCUACCAGGAAACAGACUCAGUGGUCAGCUCGGUUACUACCAAGGCCAAAGGCGUGGCUGUUACUAACACCUCUGAACUCGGAUUCCGGAUCUGGGACGUGGCAGAUUAUGUGAUUCCAGCUCAGGAAGAAAACUCGCUUUUUAUCAUGACCAACAUGAUCGUCACCAUGAACCAGAGCCAGGGCGUUUGUCCUGAGGUUCCAGAUACGACCACUGUGUGUGAGUCAGAUGCCAACUGCACCGCAGGCUCUGCAGACACCCACAGCAGUGGAGUUGCAACAGGGAGAUGUGUACCAUUCAACAAGACUGUGAAGACAUGUGAGGUGGCAGCCUGGUGCCCCGUGGAGAUUGACACCCAUGUGCCCAAGCCUGCUUUCUUAAAGGCUGCAGAAAACUUCACUAUUUUGGUUAAGAACAACAUCUGGUAUCCUAAAUUUAAUUUCAGCAAGAGGAACAUCCUUCCCAACAGCAGCUCCUCUUACCUUAAAUCGUGCAUUUAUGACGCUCAAACAGAUCCCUUCUGCCCCAUCUUCCGUCUGGGCAAAAUCAUUGCAAGUGCGGGACAGAGCUUCCAGGACAUAGCUGUGGAGGGCGGCAUCAUGGGCAUCCAGAUUAAAUGGGACUGCAACCUGGACCGAGCUGCUUCCCACUGCCUGCCCAGGUAUUCCUUCCGCCGCCUCGACAACCGUGACAAUGAUCACAACGUGUCUCCUGGAUACAACUUCAGGUUUGCCAAGUAUUACAACAGCCCAGGCGGCGUGGAGCACCGGACCCUCAUCAAGGCCUACGGCAUCCGCUUCAACAUCAUCGUGUUUGGGAAGGCUGGGAAAUUUGACAUCAUCCCUACCAUGAUUAAUGUGGGCUCCGGCUUGGCCCUGUUAGGGGUGGCCACAGUGCUCUGUGACAUCAUAGUUCUCUACUGCAUGAAGAAGAAGCAGUACUACCGAGAGAAGAAAUACAAAUUUGUCGAAGAUUACGAACAGGUUGGAGAGUUCCUGGGUGGCACAAACAGUUACACACUGAGCUGCCAUGAAAAGGUGUGGCAGGUGGAGUCCACCCAGAGGUGUGCCUUGGAAGUACCUGUAACAGAAGUGGGACUCAACGCCAUUGAACGGCACGUGCUGGAUCCAGACACGCAGGUGCUCAGACUGCUCUGCAGGGCACAGCAGCCCCAUCAACAGACCCUGAAAAUCAGCCAUGACAAGGCCCUGGAAAUCUACCAACUGCCUGUGGGUGUGGAGAGGACCUACCUGGGGAGCUUGGAAGAAGGCAGGAUCUGGCUCAGCAGGUCUGGGACAGCGCCUGUGCACCUGCAUUCCUAG
Chrysochloris asiatica (Cape golden mole) is the source of this 1480-nucleotide messenger RNA. RefSeq names its product purinergic receptor P2X, ligand-gated ion channel, 4 (gene P2RX4). NCBI's taxonomy places the organism in Eukaryota, Metazoa, Chordata, Mammalia, Afrosoricida, Chrysochloridae. The transcript has 14 exons. Gene Ontology annotation, biological process: response to ATP; monoatomic cation transmembrane transport. Gene Ontology annotation, molecular function: ATP binding; purinergic nucleotide receptor activity; extracellularly ATP-gated monoatomic cation channel activity. Gene Ontology annotation, cellular component: nuclear inner membrane; plasma membrane. Bases 2 to 1480 code for a protein of 492 amino acids. The record is from RefSeq and is a predicted model, not a curated record.